AUGGCGCCCUCGAUUGCCCUACACCACGGCCUUCGCCUGUGCUCGAAAUCGACACCCACCAGAAGGCUCUCCUCCGCGCCGUGCCCCGCAACUCUCCGCGUUCGCGCUAACCUCCCCCCACGCGAUGUCCGCGCAAGCGCGUCCCCGCGCGUCGUCUCGAACGCACUCACGGCGCUUGAAGCACCCGUCAGCGCUUCGCCUGCAGCCGGAACUGCGGCGGCGAUUAACUCCGUGGUGCAGAAGAUGGAAACGAUGGGGUUGACGGAUACGAGCCUCGUCUCAACCAAUGAGCACAGAGCGUGGGUGGCAUCUGCCUGCGUGGCCCUCGGCGCACUGUUCGCUCGCGGCGUGGUCACCACAGUGGACGAUGCGAGUGUUACAGCCGUGCUGGGUGCAGUUGCGUCGGCCGCUGGGUCGUAUUUACUUGCUGAUUUUGGAACGGGCGUGUAUCAUUUUGGAGUGGAUAACUACGGGGACAGUUCGACGCCGAUUUUCGGGCCUCAAAUCGACGCGUUUCAGGGCCAUCACAAGCGGCCGUGGACGAUCACCAAGCGACAGUUUGCGAACAAUCUGCACGCGCUCGCGAAGCCGAUUCUUUACUCCACGCUGCCAUUCAUUUUCGUGCUCCCGCAUUCGGCCGAGCAAGAUAUAUUCUUUAGUGUCUUCCUCGCCUCCGUUAUGUUCAGCCAGCUUUUCCACGCCUGGUCCCACACGCCCCGCGUCCUCCUCCCUCCAUUCGUCCCCAUUCUCCAAGACGCCGGCCUCUUAGUUUCCAGAAAAAUGCACGGCGCGCACCACCGACCUCCUUAUAACGCCAAUUACUGCAUCGUCAGUGGAGCGUGCAACCCCCUUCUCGAUUCUAUUGGUUUCUUCUCCGGCCUGGAAAAGUUCAUCUUUCAAACGACCGGGGUUCCUUCCAGGUCUUGGAGUGAGACUGCACCUGAAUGGCUGGAAGAGGGUGGGUACUACGAGGAUGGGUCAGAUGAGCAAACCCAUUUGCCUGGUCAUUGUCUUGCCAUGGCGUCCCUCACUGCCCAUGCCGCUGCUUCCGUUGCCUCAUACGCCUCGGCGUCGCGCACGGCUGCCACGUCAGCAGCCGCACAGCAGACUACCAUGUCCUGCUCACUCCGCACCCUCCCCUUCUCCAUGUCCACGUCAUCAGCCGCCUCCAGCUCAGCCACCCCAUUCUUCCAGGGCGCUCGCCUCCCCUCCCUGAAAGUCACCACACGCGCCGCCGCAUCUCCCGCCGCAAAAUCAGGCGCCGUGCAGGUCCGCGCGGGGGAGAUCAUCGAGGUGGAGCUGGAGCGGCCGUACGGCCUUAAAUUCUACCGCGGGGAGGACGGCGCGAUCUACAUCGACGCGCUGUACCCCGGGCAAUCCGGGAUUCUGAGCAAGCAGAUCCAGGAGGGCGACAAGGUGCUAGCGACGAGCGCCGUGUUCGGCGGAGAGAUGUGGCCCGCUGCGGAGUACAGCCGCGUCAUGUACACCGUCAGGCAGCGCGUCGGCACGCUCCUGGUCCGCCUCGAGAAAAUGGGAGGGCAAAAGAUUGGUCCGUGGAAGAAGGACAAGUACCUGGAGGAGCGGGCCGCCGGCAACUACGGCGACGCCAUCCGCGAGAAGCAGAUGGAGAAUGCGGCGCUCCGGCAAGAGCAGGCCGAAGAGCGCGCCGCUGCUCUCGACAAAGGUCUCCAGCUCUACAAGGCGGGCAAGUACGAGGAGGCGAUGCAGAAGUUUCAGACGAUUAUCGGGCUGGUGCCGUCGUACCGGGAGGAGGCUGUGGCAUUCUACAACAUCGCCUGCUGCUGCUCCAAGCUCAAAAAGGUUGAGGGCGGCCUGCAGGCUCUAGAGGCGGCCAUGGAGGCAGGCUUCGAUGACUACAAGAAAAUCCGUCAAGACCCUGACCUGUCCUUCGUAAGAGACGAUGAUGAGUUCGAUGAGCUCAUGGACAGCCUAGCCGGAAAAGCAGCCACCGCUGCCGCGAUUGCCGCUGCAGCGGCGGUUGCGGUGGGCGGGACGGCGCUCGCGAUCCGGGCCGCGGUAGGCGCGUCGCGAAGGAAACGGCGGCGCCGCGUGAUCGGAAUCAUCCCCGCGCGAUUCGCGUCGUCGCGGUUCGUGGGGAAGCCGCUAGCGCUGAUUGCGGGGCGACCCAUGAUCCAGCACACGUGGGAACGUGCAAAGCUCGCUCAAACUCUCGAUCGAGUGGUGGUCGCAACGGACGAUAAGAGGAUUGCUAGCUGCUGCCAGGGAUUCGGUGCUGACGUCAUCAUGACGUCAGCAGCUUGUGGAAACGGUUCGGAGCGGUGUGCCGAGGCAGUGGAGAAGCUCAAGGGGCAGUGGGACGUGGUGGUGAACAUUCAGGGUGACGAGCCGCUUAUCGACCCAGCUACCAUCGACGCUGUUGUCAUUGCGCUACAGGAAGCACCUGAGGCAGUAGCAGCGACGGCAGUGGCAGACAUAAAAGCAUCGGCAGCACCAGACCCGAACCGAGUCAAGUGUGUGGUGGACAGCAGAGGCUUUGCUCUCUACUUCUCACGGGCGCUCAUUCCCCACAACAGAGACGGAGUGCCUCGUUCCGGCUUUCCCUACAUGCUGCACCUGGGCCUGCAGGCAUAUGACGCAGCCUUCCUAGCACAGUACAGGGCGAGUGAGCCGGGGAGAUUGGAGGAGGAGGAGCAGCUGGAGCAGCUGCGAAUACUGGAGCAGGGAUGCAAGGUUAAGGUGGUGAAGGGACACAUUCAGCUCACACGGUGGACGUGCCUGCUGAUGCAGAUUGUGGUGAAGGCGGCGCAUUCAGCGCACGGGGUGGACGUGCCUGCUGACUUACCUCAGCUCAGCACCAUUGUCCAUCCCUAA
Closterium sp. Naga37s-1 is the source of this 2853-nucleotide messenger RNA. The record is from the annotation of a GenBank genome assembly. NCBI's taxonomy places the organism in Eukaryota, Viridiplantae, Streptophyta, Zygnematophyceae, Desmidiales, Closteriaceae.